GUGGAGCAGAUUGUAGAGCGUUGGUGAUGACAUCUGGGAUCUUGUAUUCCGUGAUGAGGGUUGAAGGUUCAAUCCUGGUGGAGGCGACACUGUUGCAGUUGCCUUGAGCAAGAAACUCACCCACACUUGCUUCUCUCAACUCAGGAGUAUAAUCGAGUACCUGGUCAUUGACUGGGGUGGACAAGACCGCUGGCUUGGCAGCAACAUCAUGCAGCAGACGGGGAUGUCAGUGACACUGCUAUUGGAAGGGUGACAUAUUUCAACAAUCAGUCAUCGAUGUAAUCCCCAUUUUUCCAUCUAUCUCAACUUAUAAAUCACAAUCACUACACUUUGAUCCGCUCUUUAUGAUCAGCCAAGCAAGAAAUGAAAUCGAAAGCUUUUUCCAAUAUCUCGCCUCAAAGCAGAUGAAUGUACAUCACGACACGAAUCUUACGAAAGAAAAGCAAAACGACGACGACAGCAGUGAUACUGAUACUCCACAAGCUUUGGGUGCCGUCUACUAUCUGAUGGAAUUUUGUUUGGACAAGGCCGGCGUUCCUCUUCCAAACGGUGAUUCACAACGUUUGACAAAUUGCAGUAUACCUUUGUAUAAUCAGGUAUUUCAGAGAUAUCUCCCGAUAGAAGAGCAAUUGCAAGAGGCACAAGAAUGUCGAAGUAUCCAGACGUGUUUCAACUGUGGUGGUGAUCAUACUGUCGCCGACUGUCCAAAGCCUAAAGACGUCCACAAGAUUAGCACCGCAAAACAUCAAUUUCUCGGCGCACGUUCUUUGUCAGCAAGAUACCACAGAGCAUUUAGAUAUGAUCAGUUCAAGCCGGGCGUCUUGAGUCCUGCACUGCAAGAAGCAUUGGACAUCGAUAAAUCACGUCCAGUGCUUCCCGAUUUCAUCAGUCGAAUGCGUCUGUAUGGAUAUCCACCCGGGCACAGAUUGGCGGCCCAAGAGCAGGUGACGCUGCAGUUACUGUCGAUGCAUGAUGCACAAGGACACGUCGUCGUUCCUUACGAAGACGUCGAUCCUGACAAAGAGAGAAGUCUUCCUUGUCCCAUCUUUCCUAUCAAGUACCCCGGUUUCAAUGCUCCCAAUCUCGAAGGCUUUGUUGAUAGACCCGAUUAUCCACCCAUUCGAGAAAACCACAUUCAAGAAGCACAGAUGCCGAUUUCCUUACCACCCGCUCCUUCAAGGAAACACCAGUUGUCUCCUCUGAGAGGCGUGUCUGCACGCAAGCGUCGAAAAGAGACAGUCCAUGACUCGAGUGUCGACAUGGAUGUCGUUUCUGAUGCAAAUUCAGAGCCAGAGGAGGGAGAAAUUCUGGCCAAUGUUGAAUUAGAAGAAUACGACCCAACCAACCCAUCACUGGAAGUAAGAUCAGGCGUGUCUAACAACCCGGCCAGUCCAUCGCAUGAAACUCCUACACAAGCAGCCACAUUGGCAGGAAACACGAUCACCGACCAAUCUCCCGGAGCAACUGCAGAAGAGAGCGUAGCUGAUCAGUCACCUGAGGAAAACACCGUCGGCAAUAGUUCGGUUGAUCACAAUCAGUCACAGCAAGAAGAGAAAUCAGAAGAGUAUUGUCCUGAAAAUAACUGGUCGUUGGACUUCCCACCCGGUCGCGUUGAUCUGUGCGCCGGUAUCAAAGGUGGCCAGUGGAAAGCCAUUCAUAAGUUACUGAAAGCAAGAAAGAAGUGAUGCAACAAACCAUGUGUGAUCACAAUCAACGGCCAAUGCGACAUUUGUCACUUUCUGUGACGUUCACAGGUACUUACUAUUGAUAGUAGAAAUUUUAGGAUUUUUGGAUAUUCCAGCCUUUUAUUGAGGUACCUGAUGCUGUAAUCAGUAGCUCUUGAAGCAGA
Molecule: messenger RNA, 1849 nt
Organism: Corticium candelabrum
Lineage: Eukaryota; Metazoa; Porifera; Homoscleromorpha; Homosclerophorida; Plakinidae
Product: zinc finger CCHC domain-containing protein 8-like
Exons: 15
Coding region: 345-1685 (446 amino acids)
Cellular component (GO): catalytic step 2 spliceosome
Molecular function (GO): RNA binding
Source: RefSeq, a predicted model, not a curated record